This is a messenger RNA of Brachypodium distachyon (stiff brome), 2702 nucleotides long. RefSeq names its product CO(2)-response secreted protease. Gene Ontology annotation, molecular function: serine-type endopeptidase activity. Lineage: Eukaryota; Viridiplantae; Streptophyta; Magnoliopsida; Poales; Poaceae. The record is from RefSeq and is a predicted model, not a curated record. The transcript has 8 exons. Bases 97 to 2472 code for a protein of 791 amino acids. Gene Ontology annotation, biological process: proteolysis.
CAAUGGGGUCAUGGCAUCCAGUGCAGAUUGCAAGACACAACAGCUAAACUGACCAACAGGCAGUAAUUAAGCAGUGCACACACACUACUGUCGAUCAUGUGGGUUCCGCUGAUCUGCUUCGUCGUUGUUGCUCUGCUCGCCACCGCCGGCACCGGUGUCGUCGAUGCCGCGGCGGGCCGGCGCGAGGUGUACGUGGUGUACAUGGGCGCCGUGCCGCCGCGAACCCCGCCCAGCUUCCUCCAGGAGACCCACCUCCGUCUCGUCGGCUCCGUCCUCAAGGGCCAAGUGGCGAGGAACGUAGUGGUGCAGCAAUACAAUCACGGGUUCUCGGGGUUCGCGGCACGGCUGUCCAAGGAGGAGGCGGCGGCGCUGAGGCGGAAGCCCGGCGUGGUCUCCGUGUUCCCCGACCCAGUGUACCAGCUCCACACAACCAGAUCCUGGGAUUUCCUGCAGCAGCAGCAACAGACGGACGUCGUCGUCAAGAUCGGCUCAUCGGCUAAGUCCCGUCACUCGCCGAAUAAACCCUCUGCGGCCUCCUCAUCAUCGUCAGCAACGACGGCCGGCGACACCAUCAUCGGGCUCCUGGAUUCCGGCAUCUGGCCCGAGUCCCCCAGCUUCGACGACGCCGGCUUCGGGCCCGUCCCGGCCCGCUGGAAGGGCACCUGCAUGUCCGGCGACGACUUCAACUCUUCCAACUGCAACAAGAAGCUGAUCGGAGCAAGGUACUACGACGUGGGCGAGGUAACGAGGGGCGGCGGCGUGCGCAGGAGCGGCUCGGCGCGUGACCAAGCCGGGCACGGCACGCACACGUCGUCAACGGCAGCGGGGAACGCGGUGGCCGGGGCCUCGUACUACGGCCUGGCUUCAGGGACGGCGAAAGGCGGUUCCGCGGCGUCGAGGCUGGCCAUGUACCGCGUGUGCUCGGAGGAAGGCUGCGCCGGGUCGGCCAUCCUGGCGGGGUUCGACGACGCCAUCGGGGACGGCGUGGACGUCAUCUCCGUCUCCCUGGGCGCGUCGCCUUACUUCAGCCCGGACUUCUCCGAGGACCCCAUCGCCAUCGGCGCCUUCCACGCCGUGGCCAAGGGGGUCACCGUGGCCUGCUCCGCCGGCAACGCCGGGCCCGGGAGCUCCACGGUGGUUAACGCGGCGCCAUGGAUCAUGACCGUCGCCGCCGCCACCAUCGACCGCGACUUCGAGUCCGACGUCGUGCUCGGUGGCGGAAAUAGCAGCGCUGUCAAAGGUGGAGCCAUAAACUUCUCCAACCUGGACAAAUCACCGAAAUACCCGUUGAUCACUGGUGAAUCGGCAAAGUCUAGUUCAGUUUCUGAUAAUAAAUCGGCAAGUCAUUGUGAGCCCGGCACGCUGGAUGCCGGCAAGAUCAAAGGGAAGAUCGUGCUGUGCCACCACUCGCAGAGCGACACGUCCAAGAUGGUGAAGGUGGACGAGCUCAAGAGCGGCGGGGCAGUGGGGUCCAUCCUGGUCAACGACGUCGAGAGGUCCGUCACGACCGCCUACUUGGACUUCCCCGUCACGGAGGUCACCAGCGCCGCCGCGGCUAACCUUCACAAGUACAUCGCCUCCACCAGCGAGCCUGUGGCCACAAUCACGCCGUCGAUUACCGUGACGGAGUUCAAGCCGGCGCCCGUCGUGGCCUACUUCUCGUCUAGGGGCCCGUCGUCGCAGACCGGGAACAUUCUCAAGCCGGACGUGGCUGCUCCGGGAGUGAACAUCCUAGCGGCGUGGAUCCCGACGUCGUCGCUUCCGAGCGGUCAGAAGCAGCCCUCGCAGUUCAACCUCAUCUCCGGGACGUCCAUGUCCUGCCCCCACGUCGCCGGCGCCGCCGCCACCAUCAAGGCCUGGAACCCGACAUGGAGCCCGGCCGCCAUCCGGUCAGCCAUCAUGACCACAGCAACUCAGCUGAACAACGACAAGGCUCCGAUGACGACGGACGCGGGUUCGGCGGCGACGCCGUUCGACUACGGCGCCGGGCAGGUGAACCCGUCGGGGGCGCUGGACCCGGGGCUGGUGUACGACCUCGCGGAGGAAGACUACCUGCAGUUCCUCUGCAACUACGGCUACGGCGCGUCGCAGAUCAAGCUCAUCACCAGCUCCCUCCCCAGCGGCUUCAGCUGUGCAGCCAACGCCAGCAAGGACCUCAUCUCCGACCUCAACUACCCUUCGAUCGCCUUGACGGGACUCGGCAACAGCAGCAGCGGCAGGACAGUGUCGCGUGCCGUCACCAAUGUCGGAGCGCAGGAAGAGGCGACCUACACUGUCGCCGUCGCCGCGCCGACGGGGCUCGACGUUAAGGUCGUGCCCAGCGAGCUCCAGUUCACCAAGAGCGUGAAGAAGCUGGGUUUCCAGGUCACCUUCUCCAGCAACAGCACGGCGGCUAAGGGCACCCUGUCUGGCUCCAUCACAUGGUCUGAUGGAAAGCAUACUGUUCGUAGCCCGUUCGUAGUCAGCAAAUGAAAAGACCUGCAAGUCUAGCAUGAAAUCUAUGUAGUGACACCAAAUUGCUGGCUGUUUGGUCAAGCAGUUUCAUGAUCAGAAUAUAGUGGAUCAAGGGUGUUCAUAGCAGCGGGCAAAUGUGACCCGGAUCUGGGGCAAAUUCUGACUUGGACCUGCACUUAGAACUUCAAGCCACUUAUCCCUGGAUGCAUGCUUUGAACUAGUGUUUCCUGGUCUUUUCAGAACCAAAA